GAUGACGUCAACCGCCUCCACACCUGGACCCAGCCUCUCUGAACCAAAAUGUUUUUCUGGAGUGUCUCCAAGCACUGGCCGGCACAGCUUCCUCCUCAUCUCAAGACUUCUCGGCCUACUGGCCCCUGAGGGAGGGCUGAAAGGGAGUGUUACUGAGUCCUGGGGAGUCACCAGGACUAGAGAAGUAGAGGCUCUCCAGAAGAUUCUAUCCAGAACCUCCCCGGAACGCCCCCGCCAGGCAGCGAUGCCAGGAUGCCCGUCUCUGCGUCCCUCCACCAGAACGGCAGCCAGGAGCGGCCGGCGAGCCUGACCUCCACGACCUCCUCGUCGGGCUCCUCCCGCGACAGCCGUGGGGCCAUGGAGGAGCCCAGCGGCUCCGAGGCUUUGGCUGAGAACGGGGAGGGCUCCCCGAGUGGCCAGCAUCUCCCCAACAGCAACAACUCCAGCGGCUGGCUGCGGGGGUCCCUGUCGCCCUUCAGCAAACGCACGCGGCCGGUGGCGCCUGCGGACAAGUUCGGCUACCUGGGCCGCGUGGUGCGGGAAAUCGUGGAAACGGAGCGCACGUACGUGCGGGACCUGCGUAGCAUCGUGGAGGACUACCUCUUGAAGAUCAUUGAUACGCCUGGGCUGCUGAACCCAGAGCAAGUCAGCGCCCUCUUUGGGAACAUAGAAAGCAUCUAUGCACUGAACAGCCAGCUACUCAGAGACCUGGACAGCUGCAACAGUGACCCCGUGGCCGUGGCCAGCUGCUUUGUGGAAAGGAGCCAAGAGUUUGAUAUCUACACUCAGUAUUGCAACAACUACCCCAACUCGGUGGCCGCCCUGACCGAGUGCAUGCAGGACAAGCAGCAGGCCAAGUUCUUCCGGGACCAGCAAGACUUGCUGCAGCAUUCGCUGCCCUUGGGCUCCUAUCUCCUGAAGCCGGUCCAGCGCAUCCUCAAGUACCACCUGCUGCUCCAGGAGAUCGCCAAGCAUUUUGAUGAGGAAGAGGACGGCUUUGAGGUGGUGGAAGAUGCCAUUGACACCAUGACGUGUGUGGCCUGGUACAUCAAUGACAUGAAGAGGAGGCAUGAGCAUGCGGUCCGGCUCCAGGAGAUUCAGUCUCUGCUCCUCAACUGGACGGGGCCAGACCUGACCACCUACGGGGAGCUCGUCCUGGAGGGCACGUUCCGCGUGCACCGUGUGCGCAACGAGAAGACCUUCUUCCUCUUCGACAAAGUGCUGCUCAUCACCAAGAAGCGGGGUGGCCACUUUGUCUACAAGGGCCACAUCCCGUGUUCCUCCUUGAUGCUGAUCGAAAGCACCCGUGAGUCCUUGUGCUUCACCGUCACGCAUUACAAGCAUGGCAAACAGCAGUACAACAUCCAGGCCAAAACGGUGGAGGAGAAACGGAAGUGGACUCACCACAUCAAGAGGCUCAUUCUGGACAACCACCAUACCACCAUCCCCCAGAAGGCCAAAGAAGCCAUCUUGGAAAUGGAUUCCUAUUAUCCCAAUCGGUACCGCCACAGCCCUGAGCGCCUGAAGAAGGGCUCCCAGGACGACGUGUUCACACACAUGCACCAGGGGCGCCGGCAGUCUGAGCCGACCAGACAUCUGUUCAGGCAACUCAGUGAGAAAGCCAGAGCUGCAAGAGUGAAGCACGCGGGCAGUGUUGGCACGCUCCUGGACUUUGGACAGCCCCCCUGUGCUCGGGGCCUGCAGUCGGAGGCCGAAGGGGCUGCCCAGGAGGAGCAGGAGGAGGGGAAGGAACGCAGGGAGUCUGAAGACUCCAAGAGCUGCGGGAGGACCAGGAGCCGGUCUCCAACUCCUGAGGAAAAGUGCCUGAACUUUGAGUCUGUCACUUCCCUGCCGGAGGUUGAGCCAGACACCGAGUCUGGGACCGAACAGGAGGUGUUUGCUGCUGUGGAAGGUCCCAGCACCGAAGAGAUGCCCUCAGACACAGAGGCCCCCGAGGUCCUCGAAAUGCAACUUGACCCCCACCAGCUGCUGCUGGGGCUGGAACCCCCUGAUGACAUGGCAGAAUUCAUGGUGGCCGAGAGCACCGAGGACCCUAAGGCCCUGAGCAGCGAGGACGAGGAAGAGGAGGUGGGGGCUCCCCACGAGCCUGAGAGCCUCCUGCCUCCCUCCGUGCUGGAUCAGGCCAGCGUCAUUGCCGAGCUGUUCGUCAGCAGUGUCUCUCGGCGGAGCAGCCUGGCCCUGGAGGAUGGCAAGUCCAGUGGCUUCGGGACCCCAAGGCUGACCAGCCGGAGCAGCAGUAUGGUCAGCCUAGAGGAUGGUGAGAAGGGCCCGGCCCCGCGUGGCAGCACCACAGACUCCCUGGGCUCUCAGCUCCUUCCAGAAGCGGACCUCGGUGUGCGGGUGGCCGCAGAGAGCGAACCUUCUGUCAAUGGGAUGGAGGCCCCGGGCCCAGGCUGCCCAGCGGAGCCAGACAGGUCUUCCUGCCCGAAGGAAUCGAAACUUUCCUCCCAAGACCGGCAGUUGCUGGACAGAAUCAAGAGGUACUACGAAAACGCAGAGCACCAAGAUGCAGGCUUUAGCGUCCGGCGCCGGGAGAGCCUCUCCUUCAUCCCCAAGGGGCUUGUGAGAAACUCGGUCUCCAGAAUCAACAGCCUUCGCAAGCCAGACCCAGAGCCGCAGGCUCCACUGGGGCCUAAGAGACAGGUGGGCUCACGGGCAGCCCUCUUUGACUGCCCAGGAUCAGGCCAGGCUGGCGCUGGGGACCCAGCUCCUAUCACAGAUGCUGAGUUCCGCCCGUCCUCGGAAAUGGUAAAGAUCUGGGAGGGAAUGGAGUCUCCCAAGGGGAGCCCUCCGAAGGGGCCGGGCCAAGGCCAGGCCAACGGCUUUGACCUGCACGAGCCCCUGUUUAUCCUGGAGGAGCACGAACUGGCGGCCAUCACCGAGGAGUCGGUGGCUGCCUCCCCAGAGAGCGCCUCCCCCACCGAGCCCCGCAGCCCCACCCACCUGGCCCGGGAGCUGAAGGAGCUGGUGAGGGAGCUGAGCAGUGACGCCCAGGGGAAGCUGGUGACCCCACUGCACCCCCACAUCCUGCAGCUCUCCCACGUGAUGGAUAGCCACGUGAGCGAACGAGUCAAGAACAGGGUCUACCAGCUGGCUCGCCAGUAUAGCCUCCGGAUCAAGAGCAGAUCGGUGAUGGCCAGGCCUCCGCUGCAGUGGGAGAAGGAGGCUUCCACCAUCCCCCUGGUGCAGGAGGAGGUUGGAGCACCAUCCGGUGGCACAGGUGUGAGCAAACCGGGGCCGCCUCUCUCCAACCACGAGCAGCCUGCAGUCCAGGAGCACAGCCCGCCCAGGCCUGGCUCUUCCAUGGAGAUGUCGCCACGGCAUAUCUCCUUCAGCUCCUCAGCCACCAGUCCAAGGACCACCCCACCAGGGGCCUGGCAUGGCCCCCGAAGCCCCUUCGACACUGAGACCUUCAACUGGCCCGAUGUCCGAGAGCUCUGCUCCAAGUAUGCCUCCCGGGACGAGGCACUCCAGACCAAGGGUGGCUGGCCCAGCAAAGUGCCAGUCAACCGGAGCCGCUCGCUGCCGGAGAACAUGAGGGAGCCGCAGCUGGCUCCUUCUGGCAGGUUGGGCCGCUGCAGCAGCCUCAAGGCCAGGAGGGCCCCGGUGAGCCCAGAGGCGGCCCAGCCCCAGCCUCUGGCGGAGUCUCCACCAAGUGAGCCUGACAGAGGGGAGGCCCUGCAUGUCACCGCAGACCUCACGCUGGAGGACAACCGGCGGAUGAUCAUCAUGGAGAAGGGGCCCCUGCCUGGCUCUGCCACAGGGCUGGAGGCGGCCAGCGGGCAGGGACCGAGCUCUGCAGCCGCCCAGACGGGGAAGGACCAGGAGUUGCAGGAGUCUGCAGAGUAUCGGCCUAAGGAAGAGGGUCCCAGGGAUCCGGCAGACCAAAGCCAGCAGGGCAGAGUGCGGAACCUGAGGGAGAAAUUCCAGGCCUUGAACUCCAUAGGCUGACUCUGAGUCCUGGGGUAGGGAGCAGCCGGGCUGAGGGGUAGGGAGGAACCAGCGCCCACAGCUGGGCUCACCUUGCUCACUUCACCCCCUUCCCGGCCCUCAGAAAGGCCGCCCCUGGGAGAGCACCUGCCGUGGACCGGGACUUGCCGGCAACUUGACAUAGGCCCAUACGAGCCCCUUCCCCUGUGAGGCCUGUGUGGCCCCUUUCCUUGUAUAUAGUUCUGGUAAGAAGCCAGAUAUUUAAACUCAUCUCUUCCCAGGGAGAGCAAGCCCAGCUCAGGCCUCCAGCGUUGCCUGGCCACUGCCAGACCCAGGGCCCACCCAGGGGACACAUAGGAAGCUGGCCUGGGGAGGCUUUGCUCUUUAACUGUGCCUUUUCUUAGGAUCCAGGCAGGCACGUGGCCCAUAAUUUAUUGCUUUCCAUCCUGUGGUAUGUUAGUGUCCUCGUGCGCACGUGCGUGUAUGCGUGUGUGUGUGUGUAUGUGUGUGGCUUCUCCCCUCCCAGGAAAAAUGUCAUGGACUCUAUUCAGGUACUUUUGUGUGUUGUCUUGCUGGCCCUGUGGUUGUCGCUAAUGUACACACAUUUCAUUAUUUGCCAAUGGUGUAAUAACCACUGCUGACCAACCAA
Messenger RNA from Dama dama (fallow deer), 4600 nucleotides. It is a transcript of the gene PLEKHG3, whose product is annotated as pleckstrin homology and RhoGEF domain containing G3. The record is from RefSeq and is a predicted model, not a curated record. Gene Ontology annotation, molecular function: guanyl-nucleotide exchange factor activity. The transcript has 18 exons. NCBI's taxonomy places the organism in Eukaryota, Metazoa, Chordata, Mammalia, Artiodactyla, Cervidae. The coding region runs from base 253 to 3972 and encodes 1239 amino acids.